AUGAUCUCAGUCACCACAGCUUUAAACAGAGUUCAAGAAGCUUAAAGCAACGUAACUAAGAAUUUUAGUUGCUUUAUCUGUCUUGAAAGCUGGGAUUCAAGUCUGAAAGAGGUUGAACAGAUUACUCUAGUGCCAUGCAAUCAUGGCAUUUGCUGGAAAAUGAGAGGAGGUCAAAAGUGCCCAUUAUGCUAGUAAAUGAUUACUCACUUUAUCACUUUGAAUCAAGCUAACCAAUAGCCAUAGCCCUUUGUUAGUGUAGAGGCAAUUAUUAAACCCUCGGAUAAAGACUAGCAAAAGGAGGCUCUUGAUGGUCUUGAUCACAAGUUCUUCGAUGACGUAAUUCUAGACCUCAUUAGAUUAAGAAUUAAGGUUUAAGAAUAAAAAUUUGAAAUUAGAGGAGCCAAAGGUACAGACGAAGAUUGGUAUGAGCUCUAAAGCUAUAAAGAGGAAAUCGAGUGCCUUCAAGUUUCCAAUAAAAGACUUGAGAGGUUCGAACCCUUUGAAAGACUUCAGAGAAUUCACAAUUUGAAUGAAAAACUUUUGGAUAUGUUGAAAGAUCUCCCCAAAAAGAAAUUAAACUAAGAAUUUUUACAUUUGGUGAAUCCCAAUUCAAAUUAUUAGAAUUAAGAAUAAUUUGGCGAAAUUAAGCAAGCUUCUCAGAAUAAGAGAGGGAAAAAGGGAAGAAAAACUGUUGUUGUAGUUACCUCCGAGAAGGUUGCAGCAUUAUGA
This is a messenger RNA of Stylonychia lemnae, 729 nucleotides long. The record is from the annotation of a GenBank genome assembly. Lineage: Eukaryota; Ciliophora; Spirotrichea; Sporadotrichida; Oxytrichidae.